This is a messenger RNA of Schistosoma turkestanicum, 1164 nucleotides long. The record is from the annotation of a GenBank genome assembly. Lineage: Eukaryota; Metazoa; Platyhelminthes; Trematoda; Strigeidida; Schistosomatidae.
AUGCAUCGAGUUUCAGAUGUACCCGUGAUUGUGUUCAAUCCAUAUUUAACAUGUAGUCUGUGUCGAGGCUAUUUAAUUGAUGCUACGACAAUUGUUGAAUGUUUACAUUCAUUUUGUCGUAGUUGUAUUUUAUCUUAUCUCAAAUUGAACACAACAUGUCCAAUUUGUGAGACACUUUUGCAUAAAACCAAACCACAUUGUGCAAUUCGCCCAGAUCGUGCACUACAAGCUAUUGUUUAUAAGCUUAUACCGAAUUUAUUUGAAAAAGAAAUGUUAUGUAGAAGAAAAUUUUAUCAAGCCUAUCCUUCACUCCAUAGUCGAUCGCUAAGUCCUGAAAAACGAGGUGAUAUCACACUGAAUACUUAUGUUCUUCAAGAAGAAGAUCGUUUAAGUAUUGAACUUCAAUACUGGAAUCACAAUGAACAUAAUAAUAAAAUGAUGAUUGAUGAUAGUUGUUCAAAUAAAACAUUGAAUCAAACAGAUUCAAUCAAUUCUUUAUUGACUGUUAUCCCGCCUACAUUUUUACUUUGUCCACCUGAACUUACAGUAGGACAUAUUGAAAAACUUAUUCGAAUGAAAUUCAAUUUAAAACCUAGUGAACAUGAUGUUUCUGUUUUCUUUUCAGUAGAUGAUCUUUUUAAUUCAGAUUAUACACUAUCAGAUCUUGCUUGUUUAUAUGCAUGGCGUCGUCAACAACCAUUUAAAUUAUAUUUUACAAUAAAAGAAAUAUCAAAAUCAGAAUUUACUUUAAUUACAGAAUCUCAACCUUCAACCACAACCAAUAGUAGUAGUAAUCUAUCUCAUAGUAGUAGUAGUAGUAGUGUAGACAACAAAUCUGAACUAUGUUCAGUGAGCAAUAAUAAUAAUAAUAAUCAUUCACUUUGGUCUUUAAAAUUUAAGCCAGGAAAUUUCUCAACAUCUUCUCUACAUAAACAACAUAUACAACAUAAUCCUAAUGCAAUAAUAAUAAAUACUGUUUCAUCUGAAAUUCAUGCGCCAAACUCACAAAUUUCAUUACAAUCAUCUUGUAAAAUACCACUUCCAACACAAUUUAUCAAAUCUAUGAGUUUAUCAUCAUCAUCAUCAUCAUCAACAUCAUCCUCCUCAUCAUCAUCUGCUAUGCUCAAUAAUACUUCCAGCACUGUUUGUUCUUCACUAGCCUAA